AUGAUCCGUGUUAGGUUUUCCGUGUUUACAGUACCUUCCCUCCUAUUACUAUCGCUGGUUGCACUCGCGCUCGGACAGCAACAGGUGAAUCAGGAAUGCAUCGUUACAACUGGAAGCCCUGGACGAUGUAUCCGCUUAAAGGACUGUGCAAAGAUAUAUGAAAUUUGGAACCGAAAAAUUGUCUUCCAGUCGGAAACGGAUGAGUUAACAGCCGUAUUGAGUGCCUGUGGAAGUGAUGGAGAUUCAUUGGAUCCGAUCGUUUGUUGUGAAACCCCGACAUUAUCACCAGGAAGAAGAACGGUUGUAACUGCAACAACAAGAGCAACAACGACUGCUGCUCCAAUGCCGAUCACCAUAAGACCAACACCAGCACAACCUACUACGAUCAGCACCCGAACUACUGUCAGAUACGAUCACUACAGAGAUGUGCUACCGCCGUAUUGUGGUCAAAAGAGCAAUCUCGGAUUCAACAUCAUUUCGGAUGCGACAGACGACAAUAAUGUUCACGUGUGGGCAGUUCUUUUGGAGAUUAAUAAGACCGACAGCAAAACCCCCUCCCGAUGUGCGGGAACCUUGAUCCAGGAACGCUUCGUACUGACCGCAGCUCAUUGUGUAUUUAAAUUACCCAAAGAAAAUAUCAAGCUGUUUUUCGGCGUAUCCAAAGUCAGCAAACUGCAGCAAUGUUUGGUACUUGGUGAAUGUCAGGAGCGCGGUGCUGCAGAAUUCAUCAUUCAUCCAGAGUACAAUCCUCACGCUCGGGCAAAUGAUAUAGCACUUAUUUGGUUAAAUAAUACGGUAGACCUCGACAGCGUUGUGCCAGCUUGUCUGCCGCUAAAUUACACUCUCGACGAGAGCGUAUCCCACGAUACACGUGUUCAUUCGGUUGGCUGGGGCACAAACGAAAGCGGAAAUUGGAGCGAUUCGAAGGGUGUAGUAUUGUUGAAUGUUAAAUCGCAGGACUUAUGUGGCAAUUUCCUCAGGUGGAAAUUUCCACGAUUCGAUCCAAGUAUGUUCUAUAGUGUCAUGUGCACUGUUGGUAACAGUGAGGGGCAGGACGUAUGCAGGGGGGACUCCGGAGCACCGUUGCUGAAAUUUCACGAGGAAAAGUACUAUGUGGUCGGUGUGGUUGGUUUUGGGCCCAAAUGUAGCUGGCUAACUGACCCUAGCGUAUCUGCGAGAGUGUCAGAGUACUUGGGUUGGAUUCUUCUCAGUUUGAAGCGUUUUCAAUAUUUAGAAUAA
This is a messenger RNA of Anopheles moucheti, 1239 nucleotides long. Its product is annotated as CLIP domain-containing serine protease B4-like. Gene Ontology annotation, biological process: proteolysis. Bases 1 to 1239 code for a protein of 412 amino acids. The transcript has 4 exons. The record is from RefSeq and is a predicted model, not a curated record. Gene Ontology annotation, molecular function: serine-type endopeptidase activity. Lineage: Eukaryota; Metazoa; Arthropoda; Insecta; Diptera; Culicidae.